Molecule: messenger RNA, 1368 nt
Organism: Oryza sativa Japonica Group (Japanese rice)
Lineage: Eukaryota; Viridiplantae; Streptophyta; Magnoliopsida; Poales; Poaceae
Source: RefSeq, a predicted model, not a curated record
AUGGUGACACGCUCUCAGAGUGGCUCCCUGCGGCCAGUCGACCGCCUGACAUACACGGCUACACAAGCCGCCGCCUCUCCUGUCCCGGCCAACUAUCACAGCGCGUUGGCUGAUCCCAAUUGGCGCGCUGCCAUGGCCGACGAGUACAAGGAGUUGGUCGACAAUGGCACUUGGCGUCUCGUCUCUCGCCCGCCUAGGGCCAACAUUGCGACGGGCAAAUGGAUCUUCAAGCACAAGUUCCACUCUGACGGCUCCCUUGCCCGCUACAAGGCCCGCUGGGUGGUCCGUGGUUACUCGCAACAACACGGCAUCGACUACGACGAAACAUUUAGCCCAGUUGUCAAGCUGGCCACAAUACGGGUUGUUCUCAGCAUUGCUGCCUCCCGUGCUUGGCCGAUUCAUCAACUGGACGUGAAGAACGCUUUUCUUCAUGGUCACCUCAAGGAGACUGUCUACUGUCAGCAACCCUCUGGGUUUGUUGAUCCUACUGCUCCUGAUGCUGUCUGUCUGUUGCAAAAGUCCCUCUAUGGCCUGAAGCAGGCUCCCCGUGCGUGGUAUCAACGGUUCGCCACGUACAUUCGACAGAUGGGAUUUAUGCCUUCGGCGUCCGAUACAUCUCUCUUUGUUUACAAAGAUGGAGAUCGCAUUGCCUAUCUUCUGUUGUACGUCGACGACAUCAUCCUCACCGCUUCGACCACGACACUACUUCAGCAGCUUACGGCCCGUCUUCACUCCGAGUUUGCCAUGACAGACCUUGGUGACCUCCACUUCUUCCUCGGCAUCUCCGUGAAGCGUUCCCCCGAUGGCCUCUUUCUCUCGCAACGCCAGUACGCCGUGGAUCUUCUUCAACGCGCCGGCAUGGCCGAGUGCCACUCUACCUCGACACCAGUGGACACUCAUGCCAAGCUCUCAGCCACAGAUGGACUGCCUGUAGCCGACCCUUCGGCGUACAGGAGUAUUGCUGGUGCCCUACAGUACCUUACGCUGACUCGACCGGAUUUGGCAUAUGCCGUUCAGCAGGUCUGCCUCUUCAUGCAUGAUCCGCGAGAGCCUCAUCUUGCCUUGGUCAAGCGUAUCCUCCGGUACGUGAAGGGUAGUCUCUCCAUCGGCCUCCACAUCGGCUCCGGCCCGAUUCAAUCCCUGACAGCAUACUCCGAUGCAGAUUGGGCGGGUUGUCCCAAUUCUCGUCGUUCUACGUCCGGCUACUGUGUUUACCUUGGAGACAAUUUGGUUUCUUGGUCCUCCAAACGCCAAACUACUGUCUCCCGUUCCAGUGCUGAGGCAGAGUACCGUGCGGUUGCCCAUGCCGUCGCCGAGUGCUGCUGGUUGCGCCAAUCCAGUGCAUCAUCGUCGGACGAAGCAUAUUGA